This is a messenger RNA of Iphiclides podalirius (scarce swallowtail), 1302 nucleotides long. The record is from the annotation of a GenBank genome assembly. Lineage: Eukaryota; Metazoa; Arthropoda; Insecta; Lepidoptera; Papilionidae.
AUGACAGUACGAUCUGGACGCCAAUAUUGUGGUGAACAUGAACCUCAAGGCAUGACUGAAGAAGACGGUCAAGACAAUAUUCGUAUUCCAUGUCCAAAUGAUCCGAAACACACAUGUUAUGCAAGAAAAUUGCAAAAACAUCUCUCCAUCUGCAAUGCCCGAAGUCAUGAGGAACCUGAAUAUAUUCAGAGGGAUGUAAAUGCACCAACAGAGCUUGGUCUUUCUACAAGGCUAUCUCUCAAUGAAUAUGCUCCAGAGAAAAUACUGCAGGUUAUUGAAAAAAUAAAUAGUUUCUAUAGUGAGCUUGUUGAUGGCAACAUUGAAAUCAUUCCUGAGCAACCAAUUCAUGGAACAAUAGAAGAAGAGUUCAACACUCCUGGUCGAACAGAAAGUUCUUUGAGGCAUCUCAGACAGGCAUCAAGUAUUUUACAUUUAGUUGAGAAGGAAGGUUUAGUGCGCGACGGAAAUUGCUAUGUGGAAUUAGGUGCUGGUAAAGGGCAUCUGUCGUGGUACGCGUGCCGGGCGUGGUGCGGCGGCGGCGACGGUGGCGACGGUGGCAACGGUGGCAACGGUGGCAAUGGCGGCAACGGCAGCCGCGUGCUGCUGGUGGACCGCGCCUCGCUGCGGCACAAGCGCGACAACAAGCUGCGCGCGCGGCCGGGGCUGGCGCAGCGCGUCAGGGCCGACCUGGCGCACCUGCUGCUGCCCAGGGCGCCCGCCGUGCGCCGCAGCCGAGCGGUGGUCGGCCUCGCCAAGCACUUGUGCGGCGUCGCCACCGACUACGCGAUACGUUGCGCGGUAAAUGGUCCAGAGAGCAAAACAAUAGGCCUUGUGAUUGCGACAUGCUGUCAUCACCGCUGUGAAAUUAAUGCAUAUGUGGGAGAACUCCAGGAGUUAGGUAUCGACAGCGAAGAGUUCUAUAUAAUGCUGGGCGUUGUUUCGUGGGCUACUUGCGGCGACGGGCGUGCUCGGAUACGUGACCAUAAUAUUAAAUCCCCCCAACAUAGAGGAAUAGAACACCAAGAAAAUUUCACAGCGAGUAGACCUGAUGGCCAACAAGAAUCUACUCCUAUCAAUGCUGAAAGUACAGCCGAGAAAGAACUGCCAUCGGCCCAUGCGUCAAGGCAAAGCUUAAAACUCGACAUAAAAUAUAAGGAGCUGAUAGGACGACGCGCCAAGGCGCUGUUGGACUGGGGCAGAGUACUGUUCCUGAAAAAACGCGGCUUCAAUGCACGCUUGUGUUACUUUGUGCCUCAAACUGUGUCAUUGGAGAAUGUUUGCAUUGUCGCUACCAAGCCGACA